AUGGAAGGCAAGUACUGCCGGGCAGUAUCCGGCUUCGAUGCCAGACUCCAGCAGCGACUAUGGGAUGUGCUGCACAGUAUGGAGUACCCUAUCCCAGAGGAUAGAGAGACAGAGUGGAGGGUGGCACUUCGAACAGAUCUCUGGAAGGAGGACAUCAACGAAAUUCGACCCUUCCGGAGUGAGAAAAACCUGACCACCGACCAGCGACAAGCGGAACAGCUAGAGCUGUGGAUGCCAUUCCUAGGAGACCAGACCUCAGAGGAAUGGGUAAGAGAACUGGAGAGGCUUGUCAUGACAAAAGUAUGGUUGGAUGAAUCAUACUAGGCCCUGCAGUGGCAUACAUUCAUUAUCCACGCGGGGCGGGUCAAUCUCCAAUGCAUUUAGGGAGAGGACUACGACGGCCCUGGUCUUUUGUGGGAGGUUUUUGAAGAUGGUAUGGCGUUAGGAGACCCAGACAGUUUCCGCUUCUGGUGCAUACGAGAUGAGUGGGAAGACAUCUUGGAUCUCAUGGAGAUAGCGGAAAUGCAACCGGAUCUGACUUUUCUGGCCACCCGUGACUGA
Pelobates cultripes (western spadefoot toad) is the source of this 561-nucleotide messenger RNA. NCBI's taxonomy places the organism in Eukaryota, Metazoa, Chordata, Amphibia, Anura, Pelobatidae. The record is from the annotation of a GenBank genome assembly.